Cucumis sativus (cucumber) is the source of this 6857-nucleotide messenger RNA. RefSeq lists its product as uncharacterized. The transcript is spliced from 14 exons. Gene Ontology annotation, molecular function: ADP binding. The record is from RefSeq and is a predicted model, not a curated record. The coding region runs from base 174 to 5768 and encodes 1864 amino acids. NCBI's taxonomy places the organism in Eukaryota, Viridiplantae, Streptophyta, Magnoliopsida, Cucurbitales, Cucurbitaceae.
CAUUAACAUAAAGAACAAAGAAUUUUGUCCAUCACUAUUUUCUUCCAUCAAAUUCCUCCACUAAUAACUUUGGUCUUCUCAUUAUUAUCUUCUUCAUUUUUCCCUUGUCCAGAUCAAGAUCAACUUAUUUCUUCCAUCAGGUUUUGAUCCUUUUGAAGAUCAAGUUAGAGGCAAUGGAAAGUAUUCCUAUUUCAAUAAUUGCAAAAAUUUGUGAAUACACUGUUAAACCUGUUGGACGUCAACUUUGUUAUGUAUGUUUCAUUCAUUCCAACUUUCAAAAACUCAAGAGUCAAGUAGAAAAGCUGACAGAUACAAAAGGAUCUGUGGAAGACAAGGUUUUUAUUGCAAGAAGAAAUGCAGAAGACAUAAAACCUGCAGUUGAGAAAUGGUUGGAAAAGGUUGAUCGCCUUGUUAGAAAAUCUGAGAAGAUACUAGCCCAUGAAGGUAGGCAUGGUAGAUUGUGUUCCACCAAUUUGGUCCAAAGACACAAGGCAAGUAGAAAAGCAAGCAAAAUGGCAGAUGAGGUUCUUGAGAUGAAAAAUCAGGGAGAAAGUUUUGAUAUGGUAUCCUUUAAAGGUCGUAUCUCAUUGGUUGAGAGUCCACUGCCAAAAGCACCUGACUUUCUUGACUUUGGCUCUAGAAAGUCAACAGUGGAACAAAUCAUGGAUGCACUCUCUGAUGAUAAUGUCCAUAAGAUUGGAGUGUAUGGGAUGGGGGGUGUUGGCAAAACAAUGCUAGUGAAAGAAAUUGUAAGAAAAAUUGAGGAGAGUAAGAAGUCUUUUGAUAAGGUGGUAACAUCCACGAUUAGCCAAACACCAGAUUUUAAAAGGAUUCAAGGACAACUAGCUGACAAGAUAGGUUUAAAAUUCGAACAAGAAACAAUAGAAGGAAGGGCUACUUUUCUACGAAGGUGGUUGAAGGCGGAGAGAAGUAUCCUAGUCGUGUUGGAUGAUGUCUGGGAGUAUAUUGAUUUGGAAACAAUAGGAAUUCCAAGUGUUGAAGAUCAUAAAGGAAUAUGCAAGAUCUUGUUUACCUCUAGGAAUAAACAAUUGAUCUCAAAUGAUAUGGGCGCCAAUAAAAUUUUUGAGAUAAAAGUUUUAGGAGAAGAUGAGUCCUGGAAUUUAUUUAAGGCAAUGGCGGGUGAAAUUGUUGAAGCAACUGAUUUGAAGCCUAUAGCCAUUCAAAUUAUGAGAGAAUGUGCAGGUUUGCCUAUUGCUAUUACUACUGUUGCUAAGGCAUUACUAAAUAAACCUUCCGACAUUUGGAAUGAUGCCUUAGAUCAACUUAAAAGUGUUGAUGUGGGUAUGGCAAACAUUGGAGAAAUGGACAAGAAAGUGUAUUUGUCACUAAAACUGAGUUACGAUUACUUGGGAUAUGAAGAGGUGAAGUUACUAUUCUUGUUAUGUAGCAUGUUUCCAGAAGAUUUUAACAUUGAUGUGGAAAAGUUGCACAUAUAUGCUAUGAGCAUGGGUUUCUUACGUGGUGUUGAUACUGUGGUAAAAGGACGACGAAGGAUUAAAAAAUUGGUUGACGAUCUUAUAUCUUCUUCCUUGCUUCAACAAUAUUCUGAGUAUGGGAACAAUUAUGUGAAAAUACAUGAUAUGGUUCGUGAUGUAGCCAUACUAAUAGCAUCUCAGAAUGAUCACAUACGUACAUUGAGCUAUGUGAAAAGAUCGAAUGAAGAAUGGAAAGAAGAGAAAUUGUCGGGUAACCAUACUGUAGUGUUCUUAAUUAUUCAAGAAUUGGAUUCACCUGAUUUCUCAAAGUUAAUGCUACCUAAAGUUCAAUUGUUCGUGUUAUUUGGACCAUCACCAUCUAUAUAUAAUAGACAUGUUGUGUCAGUGGUAGAAACUUUCUAUAAAGAAAUGAAGGAGCUCAAAGGUUUGGUAAUAGAAAGGGUGAAAAUAUCCUUAUCGCCACAAGCUCUUUACUCAUUUGCAAACCUUAGAUUAUUAAGAUUACAUGACUGUGAAUUAGGGAGCAUAGAUAUGAUUGGUGAAUUAAAAAAGGUUGAAAUUCUUGAUUUUAGUAAAUCUAACAUCGUUGAAAUUCCUAUGACCUUUAGCAAAUUGACGCAGUUAAAAGUGUUAAAUUUAUCUUUUUGUGAUGAGCUUGAGGUAAUUCCACCCAAUAUUCUUUCAAAAUUGACAAAACUGGAAGAAUUACAUCUAGAAACUUUCGAUAGUUGGGAAGGGGAAGAAUGGUACGAAGGAAGGAAAAAUGCUAGUCUUUCUGAGCUAAGGUACUUGCCACACCUUUAUGCUUUAAAUUUAACCAUUCAAGAUGAUGAGAUUAUGCCAAAACACUUGUUUUUAGCUGGGGAGUUGAAUCUUGAAAAUUUUCACAUUACUAUUGGUUGUCAGAGACAAAAAAGACAUAUUGAUAAUAAGACCAAUUUCUUUAGAAUCAAGAUGGAAUCAGAAAGGUGCUUGGAUGAUUGGAUAAAAACUUUGUUAAAGAGGUCAGAAGAAGUCCAUUUGAAAGGAUCAAUUUGUUCAAAGGUUCUCCACGAUGCAAAUGAAUUCUUACAUUUGAAGUAUUUAUACAUUUCUGAUAAUUUAGAAUUUCAACAUUUUAUCCAUGAAAAGAACAAUCCUUUGCGAAAAUGCUUACCCAAAUUGGAGUACCUAUAUCUGGAAGAGUUAGAGAAUUUGAAGAAUAUAAUUCAUGGGUAUCAUAGAGAAUCUCUUUUUAGCAAGUUGAAAAGUGUAGUCGUAACGAAGUGCAAUAAAUUAGAAAAGCUCUUUUUCAACUGCAUAUUGGAUGACAUUCUGAGUCUUGAGGAGAUUGCUAUUCAUUAUUGUGAGAAGAUGGAAGUGAUGAUUGUGAUGGAAAACGAGGAAGCAACCAACCACAUUGAGUUUACUCAUUUAAAGUAUUUAUUUCUAACGUAUGUACCACAACUUCAAAAAUUUUGCUCCAAAAUUGAGAAAUUUGGACAAUUAAGUCAGGAUAACUCAAUCAGCAAUACCGUUGACAUUGGUGAAUCGUUUUUCAAUGAAGAGGUAUCACUUCCUAAUUUGGAGAAAUUGGGAAUUAAGUGUGCAGAGAAUUUGACGAUGAUAUGGUGCAAUAAUGUACACUUUCCUAAUUCCUUUUCCAAACUGGAGGAAGUAGAGAUUGCUUCAUGCAACAAUCUUCACAAAGUAUUAUUUCCUUCAAAUGUGAUGAGCAUUCUUACAUGCCUUAAAGUCUUAAGGAUUAAUUGUUGUAAGCUGUUGGAAGGUAUAUUUGAAGUGCAAGAGUCAAGUAUUACAGAUACAAGUCUUAUUGUGCUCAAAAACUUGAGAGAGUUGAAAUUAUAUAAUCUUCCCAACCUUGAGUACGUAUGGAGCAAAAAUCCUUGUGAGCUUCUGAGUUUUGUAAAUAUAAAAGGUUUGGCCAUUGAUGAAUGUCCAAGACUUAGAAGAGAAUAUUCAGUCAAAAUUCUCAAGCAACUUGAAAGACUAACAAUGGAUAUUAAACAAUUGAUGGAGGUUAUUGAGAAUCAAAAGUCAACCGAUCAUAAUAUGGUGAAAUCAAAGCAAUUGGAGACUUCUUCUAAGGUUGAGGUUCUACUUACGGGAGAUGGUUCUGAGUUGUUUCCUAAUCUUAAAGAAUUGACGUUAUAUGGUUUUGUUGAGGAUAACUCAACUCAUUUGCCAGUGGAAAUUGUACAAAUCUUAUACCAACUUGAGCACUUUGAAUUGGAAGGAGCGUAUAUUGAAGAAGUUUUCCCCAGCAAUAUAUUGAUUCCAAUGAAAAAACAGUACUAUGCAAGAUCUAAGAAUUCAGUGCGUAGUUGGUUUCUAUCUAAACUACCCAAGCUUAGGCAUUUGUGGAGUGAAUGUUCACAAAAGAAUGCUUUUCCAAUUCUACAAGAUUUGAAUGUAAUAAGAAUUUCAGAAUGUGGUGGGUUGAGUUCCUUAGUUUCGUCAUCAGUAUCCUUUACAAACUUGACAGUUCUUAAAGUGGAUAAGUGUGAUAGACUAACCUAUUUGUUGAAUCCUUUGGUGGCUACAACCCUUGUGCAACUUGAAGAAUUGACUUUAAGAGAAUGCAAAAUGAUGAGUAGUGUAAUUGAGGGAGGAUCAGCUGAAGAAGAUGGAAAUGAGGAGACAACCAACCAGAUUGAGUUUACUCAUUUGAAGUCUUUAUUUCUAAAGGAUUUACCACGACUACAAAAGUUUUACUCUAAAAUUGAGACAUUUGGUCAAUUAAGCCGUGAUAAUUCCGAAAACCCUGAAACAACCACAAUUCACAAUCGCAUUGGUGAUUCAUUUUUCAGUGAACAGGAAUCACUUCCUAAUUUGGAGACAUUGAGAAUUGAUGGUGCAGAGAAUUUGAGGAUGAUAUGGAGUAAUAAUGUACUCAUUCCUAAUUCCUUUUCCAAACUCGAGGAAGUAGAGAUUUAUUCAUGCAACAAUCUUCAGGACGUAUUAUUUCAUCCAAAUAUUAUAAACAUGCUUACAUGCCUUAAUACAUUAAGGAUUAAAAAUUGUGAAUUAUUGGAGGGGAUAUUCGAAGUGCAAGAGCCGAUUAGUGUUACAAAAACAAAAACAAAUGCUAUCGUGCUACCAAAUAAUUUGAUAGAGUUGGAAUUAUAUAAUCUUCCAAACCUUGAGUACCUAUGGAGUAAGAAUCCAAAUUUUGAAAGGCUCGUGACUUUUGAAAGUAUAAGAAGUUUGUCCAUUGAAAAAUGUUCAAAACUUAAAGGAGAAUAUUUUUUGUCAAUCAAAACUUUCAAGCAACUUGUAAGACUGAAAAUGGGUAUUAGGCAAUUGACAGUGGCUCUUGGGAAGGAAGUUAAGUCAGCAGAUCAUAGUAUGUUAUUGGAACCAAAGCAAUUGGAGACUUCUUCUUCUAAGGUUGAGGUUCUACAGUUGAGAGAUGGUUCUAAGUUGUUUUCCAAUCUUAAAGAAUUGAAGCUAUAUGGUUUUGUUGAGUAUAACUCAACUCAUUUGCCAAUGGAAAUUGUUCAAGUCUUAAACCAACUUGAGAAGUUUGAAUUGAAAGGAAUGUUCAUUGAAGAAAUUUUCCCCAGCAACAUACUGAUUCCAAGCUAUAUGGUUUUACGAGAAUUGACUCUAUCUAAACUAUCCAAGCUUAGGCAUUUGUGGGGUGAAUGCUCACAAAAGAAUAAUGAUUCACUUCUACGAGAUCUGACCUUUUUAUUCAUUUCAAAAUGUGGUGGAUUGAGUAGUUUAGUGUCAUCAUCGGUGUCAUCUUUUACAAACUUGAGAAUUCUUGAAGUGGAAAAGUGUGAUGGACUAAGCCAUUUGUUGAGUUCAUCGGUAGCUACAACGCUCGUGCAACUUGAAGAAUUGAGAAUAGAAGAAUGCAAAAGGAUGAGUAGUGUAAUUGAGGGAGGAUCAUCUGAAGAAGAUGGAAAUGAUGAAAUUAUUGUAUUCAACAACCUACAACAUUUAAUCAUUUCUUCUUGUUCCAACCUAACAAGUUUUCAUUGUGGAAGAUGCAUCAUUCAAUUUCCAUGUUUGAAACAAGUACACAUUAACAAGUGUACUGAAUUGAAGGUCUUUUCGCUUGGAAUUGUAAGCACACCUCCUUUAAAAUAUGAAAAUAUUUAUUUAAAGAAUGAUGAUGAUGAUGAUACGUGGCAUCACCCAAAAGAAUCCAUAGAAAUGGUGGUGGAAACUGAUAUGAAUGUCAUCAUCAGAGAAUAUUGGGACGACAACAUCGAUACUAGAAUUUCAAAUUUGUUUGGAGAAGAGAAUUUGGAGGAAAGCCAAUUUGAACAUUCUUCUUCCUCGAAUAAAGUUGAGGAAUAAGGAAUUAUAUUGAUAUUUCUGUGCACUACACUUGAUAUCAUUUCAUCCACAAGGAAGGGCUAUACUUAGAAUUGGGAAUAUAAUCAAUGGAAAUUCAGAUUGUAUUGAUCUUUGCAUUAUAUUGUUGGAAGUUUGGGAAUUGAUAUAAUGAAUGAAUCAGAUAAUUGAUUUAGCAAGGAGAGGAAAAAUGGAGGGUGCAGCCAACACUUGACUCAUUCUACUUUUUGGAUAGUGACCGAAUCCGGUGGAAUUUAUGCAAGGCCUAAUCGUGGAGGAACAGAAAAAUAGACUUGUAUGUGAGGUGACUAUCAGGGUUUUGAAUGUGGACCUCAACCAAUCCAGUGAUUCAGGUGGAAGGGAAAUCGAAAAAGAUUUGUAAGAACUACCAUGGUCACAAGUAUGUAGAGUGCACCUCAUCUGCAUUACAGGCCAUUCUCUUAUUUAGGGAACAUUACCCAUCGCAUAGAAGCCAAGAGAUCAACCAUUUUAUCAACAAGGCCGUUCAAUUUCUUCUACACAUGCAACUGCCUGAUGGUUCUUGCUAAGGAGGUGUUUACCUAGUGGAGAUGUUCUGGUGCACUUACUGACCCAUGAUAUAUUUUUCAAAAAACUUCUUCUACCCUUAAUCACCUUGUUUCCUAAAAAAAGAAAAAAGGAAAAUAUAGACCCCAGUCCAAUUCAUCAUGCUGCCAAGGUGUUGAUCAAUUCUCAAACUGAAGAUGGUGAUUUUCCUCAAGAGGAAAUUACUGGAUCAUUCUUCAAUAGUUGCUCCUUACACUAUGCAGCAUACAGAGAAAUUUUUCCAGUGAUGGCAUUGGGAGAAUAUUGUAACAAAAUUUCCUUGCCUUCUAAGAAUAAACAAUAAAACAAACCUUUUGUAUGCUAUAAUUCUGCUAGGGGGUAUGGGAAAAACAACAUUAAUGUAUUUUAUUUUAUUCCAAGAUACCAAGUUGUGGUACAGGAAUCAAGUUCCUAUGUUUUAUUGUUAUAUAAUGGAUUGAAAUAAUUGUUUUGAAUUCUCAAGGAAGAAUGGUCGCCAUCAAGAAGAUGUUCUAAUUGAUGAUUCACCAAGACAGUUGGAUUCGUUUA